CAUACAAGGACAUUACUGGAUUGAAAGUAAAACGUAGUGUAAAUUAACUCGUGGUGGGGUAGUUAAAAGGAAAUAUCAGUUUCAAAUUGAACAGUACAGAUAUUGUUUUCUCCAAAGACGGUGUUAAGCCAAUUUACUUCUGUUAUCCAAAUAAGAUAUUGUAUUUUACAAUAUAUUUAUAACUUUACGAUAUAAACAUGGUGAUAAAAAAAUUCAUAUCUUUACCAACUGGACAGCAAAUGCCAAUAUUGGGAUUUGGUACCUGGCAGGCCAGUGAAGAUGAAAUAGAAACGGCAUUAGAUAUAGCUCUUGAAGCAGGCUAUAGACAUAUUGAUACUGCUACAGUAUAUUUGAAUGAAAAAGCCAUUGGUAAGGUUCUAAAAAAAUGGAUAGACUCUGGCAAAAUUCAACGAUCUGAACUUUUUAUUGUGACAAAGUUACCAACAAUUGGUAAUCGUCCAGGAGGUGUUGAAAAAUGGAUAAAGAAAUCUCUAGCAAAUUUACAACUAGAUUAUAUAGAUCUUUACUUGAUACAUGUGCCAUUUACACUUGAAGAAGUUGGAGAGGUAUUUCAUCCAAUAAAUGAGAAAGGAGAAGUUAAGUUUGAUGCUUGUACAGAUCAUGUGAAAAUUUGGAAGGAGAUGGAAGAACAAGUUAAACAAGGACGAACAAAAGCUAUAGGUCUUUCGAAUUUUAAUGAAACUCAAAUAAAUAAGAUUUUAUCGAUUGCAUCUUUACCAAUCUCUAAUUUACAAAUAGAGUUACAUGUAUACUUCCAACAACUUGAACUGGUUGAAUUUUGUAAAAGUAAUAAUAUUUGUGUGACUGCAUAUUCACCUUUGGGUUCUCGAGGAUUGGUGAAAUUAUUGGAAAAGACGGAUGUCCUUCCUGAUUUAUUAGCCAAUCCUGUUGUUAUAAAGAUCGCACAGAAACAUAAUAAGUCUCCAGCUCAAAUUUUGCUAAAACAUAUUCUUCAUAAAGACAUUGUAGCAAUUCCAAAAAGUACAAAUGCACAAAGAAUCAAAGAAAAUAUACAAUUAUUUGAUUGGCAGCUUGAAGACAAAGACAUAAAUGAAUUGAAUGCUCUAAACGUAGGAAAAUCUGCACGUAUAUGUGAUUUUAGUUUCUUUAAAGGUAUUCAAAAACAUCCUGAAUAUCCGUUUUAAAAACUUUAAACUCAUAAUCAUAUUAUUAUUUCAAUAUGAUCGUAUAAAAGCACGAUAUAUAAUAUUUAAUAUUGAGAUAUAAAUUUUAUACUAUUAUAAGUGAAUUGAAUUUGUUAAGUGUGGUUAUCAAAAAAUUAAAAUUACAAUAAAAAUAUUAAAAUAAGUUCUGAUUAUCCAUAGUAUUUUCUUUUUUUAUAUCAUUUCCACACAUUAUCACAUUUUUUAUCUAUUUUUACAAUUUAUACAAAUAGACCUGAAUUAAUAAAAUGAUGAUUCUAACGUAUUAAGUGACUAAAUAAUCAAUAUAUAUUCCUUAUAAUUCAUUUAAAUUAUACAUACCAUUAUUAAAAUAUUAUACGAUAAAAAAAGACGUACUAAUGGACAUUUAAAAUAGUAUUAAUCGAAACAUUUAUUUGUGGUUAUGUUUUAUAUUUGGUACUUUAGAUGUUUCUUGAAUUCCCGAAUGAGGUCGCUUUAUAACGAUUAAACAAUUUAUCGCAAGGCUUUUGGAAUUUUUAUGAUUCAGACCCAUUUUUAAAGACAAUCAUUUUUCGCAAUCCAUUCUUAACGAUCUCUCCUUAAUAAGUAUAAACUAUUUUCUUUUUUUAAUAUUUAACGAGAUCUACACUUCGGAAAUAUCUGCUUUAUCUUAUCGAAAUAAUAACUUAGACAUUAAAGUUAUUUCUAAUAUAGAAAUAUUUUUCAAUUUUAAAUCAAUUUACCACGCGCACAUCAGAAUACAGUGAUAUAUUUGAGUUUACAUUGAAAAAUAAGCUGCCACUCCAUUUACCAGUUCUAUUUUCUGACUUAAAUAUUAAAAGAUACAGUGAAAAAAUAAAUGUUAACAAUACCAUGUUUUUUCAUUGAAUAUAUGGCACUGGUUAAUUUUAAUUCAUUCAACCAUAAUAUUGCGAGCAAUUAAUAU
Messenger RNA from Vespa velutina, 2091 nucleotides. RefSeq names its product aldo-keto reductase family 1 member A1. The transcript has 4 exons. Gene Ontology annotation, molecular function: aldose reductase (NADPH) activity. Bases 198 to 1166 code for a protein of 322 amino acids. Gene Ontology annotation, cellular component: cytosol. Lineage: Eukaryota; Metazoa; Arthropoda; Insecta; Hymenoptera; Vespidae. The record is from RefSeq and is a predicted model, not a curated record.